AUGGGGAGGGAAGCAUUCUGUUUCAUGAGCCCUCGGCUCCUACAAAAAUUGACAGUAACCAAAGUUAACUACUCAACCUUCACUGACUUCGAUGGGGACGCUCAUUGCCCUAUGCAGAAGAGGCAGGGGAAGCGUGACUUCAGCGCUAAUCCGAGAGACUUCGCCUACUCACGGCGUGAGCCUCCAGUGCCUCGAACUAAAACUCCGUCUCUUGGGCAAGCGAGUGAGCCCAGGGCCAGUCUCGGGCGGGCAGAAGGCCCUGCCCAGCCGCACGCGGAGGUCGAAUGGCGCAGCUUCGGCACAGACUACAAACAAGCGGUUACAGUCACAGAUGACGAGGUGAGAACGUUGAGAAAGGACACCCAAGCCUCUUCCCCUGCCUGGCGGGAGGAGGGAAGGAGCAGGAAGCCCAUCCACCCAGCGAGGCUGGGGAAGGGAAGGUUCCUGCAGCAGGAGCACCCCGCCAGACCGACGGCGAGUCCCAGCCCAGGGGCUGCGAUGCGACAGCGGCGAGGGAGCAGCUGCCAGAGGCCGAUGAGGACGCACCGGCUCCCCUCACACGGGGCUAAACACGGCCCGGGAGCGCGGCAGAGCUUCAGCGGGCGCCUUGCCAGGGGGCAGCCAGGGACGGCAGGGCCUGGCCCGCGGGAGGUUUGCCAAGGGGAAGGCAGCUGGCGAAAGCCGCAGCUGAUAACAAAUCAGACGCAAACAGAAUCUUUAUCUUCAUCUCCCAACGCUGUGUCCCCGGUGCCAUUAUAUCAUCUGACCAGUGCUCCAAGGUUUGGAACAGUUACUCCAAAUCGCAUCUUUGUAGGAGGAAUUGAUUUUAAGACUAAUGAAAGUGAUCUGAGGAAGUUUUUUACUCAGUAUGGCAGCGUGAAAGAAGUGAAGAUAGUAAAUGACAGAGCUGGAGUAUCAAAGGGGUACGGCUUCAUUACUUUUGAAACGCAAGAAGAUGCACAGAAGAUUUUACAAGAGGCUAGAAGACUUAAUUAUAAGGAUAAGAAGUUGAAUAUUGGUCCAGCAAUAAGAAAACAACAAAUACGGAGUCCUCGUUCUGCUGUAAUACCAGAAGCUGGUACAAUGUACUUAACUACUUCAAGUGGAUAUCCUUAUAUUUACCAUAAUGGAGUGGCUUAUUUUCAUACGUCUGAAGUUGCUUCUGUUUCACAGCCAUGGCCAUCGCGCUCUGUUUCCAGUUCACCUGUGAUGGUAGCUCAACCGGUUUAUCAGUCUCCUACAUACCAUUACCAGGCACCACCACAGUGUCUCCCAAGUCAGUGGCAGUGGUCUGUUCCACAGUCUCCUGCCUCUUCACCUUCCUUCUUGUAUGUGCAACCAUCUGAAGUCAUUUAUCAGCCAGUAGGGGUUACCCAGGAAAGUGGAUGUGUACCUCCUCCUCUCCUAGUGGAAGCUGCGGUUCCUGAGCUGUGUUCUGAUCAUGGAGUUCAAGCACCACAUCACCAGCCUUAUGCCCAGAGUGCCGUAGCCAUGCCUGCACCUCUAAAAGAGCAGCACUAUGGAGCAUUCACUAUUAAGGCAUUUGGGCAGCUCUAGUCUACCUGUACCAAUUUCUUGUCCAGUCCUUCCCACGUGGCUGAGAUCCAUCAUCAACAUACCAGCUAG
This is a messenger RNA of Opisthocomus hoazin, 1626 nucleotides long. The record is from RefSeq and is a predicted model, not a curated record. Lineage: Eukaryota; Metazoa; Chordata; Aves; Opisthocomiformes; Opisthocomidae.